Molecule: messenger RNA, 5403 nt
Organism: Rosa chinensis
Lineage: Eukaryota; Viridiplantae; Streptophyta; Magnoliopsida; Rosales; Rosaceae
Product: clathrin heavy chain 1
Exons: 29
Coding region: 298-5403 (1701 amino acids)
Biological process (GO): receptor-mediated endocytosis; intracellular protein transport
Cellular component (GO): clathrin coat of coated pit; chloroplast; Golgi apparatus
Molecular function (GO): clathrin light chain binding; structural molecule activity
Source: RefSeq, a predicted model, not a curated record
UAUAUUUUAGCCUUGGGAGAGUGGCCUUGGAUGAGAUCCCCCAGCACCUUCUUAUUUCCUUAACACAAAAUCCCAUUUAUAAUAUCACAAAAACUUCUCCCUUCUUACCCCCUUUCUUAGAUCUCUCUCCCUUGUUCGCUUUUCAGAGAGGGUUCCAGAUCUCGCAGCGAUUCGAAUCCCACCGCAGGGUUCGAAGCGCUCUAUCUCCCUCUCUCUCUUACUUCGCUUGUGGAUUCACGGCUUGAAUCGCACCAGUAGAUCCGAGCCUUCGGUUCUGAGCCGUCGAUCUGCGCAACCAUGGCGGCGGCUAACGCUCCGAUCACCAUGAAGGAGGCCCUAACGCUUCCGAGCGUUGGGAUUAAUCCGCAAUUCAUAACGUUUACACAUGUUACUAUGGAGUCCGAUAAGUACAUAUGUGUUCGGGAAACAGCGCCGCAGAAUAGUAUUGUGAUUAUUGAUAUGAGUAUGCCGAAUCAACCUUUGAGGAGGCCUAUCACCGCUGACUCUGCACUUAUGAAUCCAAACUCCAAAAUCCUUGCUUUGAAAGCUCAAGUCCAGGGAACUACUCAGGACCACCUUCAAAUUUUUAACAUUGAGAUGAAAGCAAAACUGAAAUCACACCUUAUGCCUGAGCAGAUUGUCUUUUGGAAAUGGAUAACCCCAAAGAUGUUGGGUCUUGUCACACAGACUACAGUAUAUCAUUGGUCAAUUGAAGGUGAGUCUGAACCAGUAAAGGUAUUUGAGCGAACAGCUAACCUGGCAAACAAUCAGAUCAUAAAUUACCGUUGUGAUCCUUCUGAGAAGUGGUUGGUUCUGAUUGGAAUUGCUCCUGGUGCUCCUGAGAGGCCGCAAUUGGUUAAAGGGAACUUGCAACUCUUCUCGGUGGAUCAGCAGCGCAGUCAAGCUCUUGAAGCGCAUGCCGCAUCCUUUGCCCAGUACAAGGUUCCAGGGAAUGAGAAUCCUUCCAUUCUGAUUUCCUUUGCCACUAAGACACUCAAUGCUGGACAGAUUACAUCCAAGUUGCAUGUUAUUGAGCUUGGUGCCCAGCCAGGGAAGCCAUCUUUUACAAAGAAACAAGCAGAUCUUUUCUUUCCUCCAGAUUUUGCAGAUGAUUUCCCAGUUGCCAUGCAGAUGUCUCACAAGUACAGUUUGAUUUAUGUAAUUACAAAGCUGGGGCUUCUAUUUGUAUACGACUUAGAGACAGCUAGUGCAGUUUACAGAAAUAGAAUUAGUCCAGAUCCAAUUUUCUUGACGACAGAAGCUUCAUCAGUGGGAGGGUUUUAUGCUGUUAAUAGGCGGGGCCAGGUGUUGUUGGCUACCAUUAAUGAGCAAACAAUUGUGCCUUUUGUCAGUGGUCAGUUAAACAAUUUGGAGCUUGCCGUCAAUCUGGCAAAAAGAGGAAAUCUUCCUGGUGCUGAGAAUCUGGUUGUCCAGCGUUUCCAAGAACUGUUUGCCCAAACCAAGUACAAAGAAGCUGCCGAACUGGCUGCUGAGUCCCCACAAGGAAUUCUUCGUACACCGGAUACAGUUGCUAAAUUUCAGAGUGUUCCUGUCCAAGCUGGGCAAACACCCCCUUUGUUGCAAUACUUUGGGACUCUCUUAACGAGAGGGAAGCUCAAUGCCUUUGAGUCAUUGGAAUUGUCACGUCUUGUUGUGAACCAGAACAAGAAGAAUCUUUUGGAAAACUGGUUGGCAGAGGACAAACUGGAAUGCAGUGAGGAACUAGGAGAUCUUGUGAAGACUGUGGAUAAUGAUCUGGCUUUGAAAAUAUACAUUAAAGCCAGAGCAACUCCAAAAGUUGUUGCAGCUUUUGCCGAGCGAAGGGAGUUUGACAAAAUCCUGAUCUACUCAAAGCAGGUUGGCUACACACCUGACUAUCUGUUCCUUUUGCAAACAAUUCUCCGAGCAGACCCGCAGGGUGCUGUUAAUUUUGCAUUGAUGAUGUCCCAAAUGGAGGGUGGUUGUCCUGUUGAUUACAACACCAUUACAGAUCUCUUUCUUCAGAGGAAUCUGAUUCGUGAGGCAACCGCUUUUCUACUGGAUGUUUUGAAGCCAAAUCUCCCUGAACAUGCCUUCCUGCAGACAAAGGUCCUCGAGAUUAACUUGGUUACUUUUCCAAAUGUGGCUGAUGCCAUUUUAGCCAAUGGUAUGUUCAGUCAUUAUGAUCGUCCUCGUAUUGCCCAGUUAUGUGAAAAAGCUGGUCUUUAUGUGCGAGCUUUGCAACACUACUCCGAGUUGCCUGAUAUUAAACGUGUCAUAGUGAAUACACAUGCAAUAGAGCCGCAGUCACUAGUAGAGUUUUUUGGUACCUUGUCAAAGGAAUGGGCGUUGGAGUGUAUGAAGGAUCUCUUGCUGGUCAAUUUGAGAGGCAACCUUCAGAUAAUUGUGCAGGUUGCUAAGGAGUACUCUGAUCAGUUGGGUACUGAUCAAUGCAUGAAGCUAUUUGAGCAGUUCAAGUCAUAUGAAGGAUUGUACUUCUUCCUCGGAUCAUUUUUGAGUUCAAGUGAGGAUCCUGAAAUCCACUUCAAGUACAUUGAGGCAGCUGCCAAAACUGGACAAAUUAAAGAGGUUGAGAGAGUUACUAGAGAAUCAAAUUUCUAUGAUGCAGAGAAAACAAAGAACUUUUUAAUGGAAGCUAAGCUCCCUGAUGCACGACCCCUUAUCAAUGUUUGCGACCGUUUUGGUUUUGUUCCAGAUCUCACCCACUACUUGUACACAAACAAUAUGCUCCGUUACAUUGAGGGUUACGUUCAAAAGGUGAAUCCUUCAAAUGCUCCUUUAGUUGUGGGACAGUUGCUAGAUGACGAGUGCCCUGAAGAUUUCAUCAAAGGCUUGAUCCUUUCUGUACGUUCAUUGCUUCCAGUGGAGCCCCUUGUGGAGGAAUGUGAGAAGAGGAAUCGACUUCGUUUACUCACUCAGUUCUUGGAGCAUCUUGUGAGUGAGGGAAGCCAGGAUGUGCACGUCCACAAUGCGUUGGGUAAAAUCAUCAUUGAUAGUGGAAACAAUCCUGAACACUUCCUUACCACAAAUCCAUAUUAUGAUUCUCGUGUUGUGGGUAAAUAUUGUGAGAAACGUGAUCCUACUCUGGCUGUUGUUGCUUAUCGACGUGGGCAAUGUGAUGAUGAGCUUAUCAAUGUUACAAAUAAAAACUCUUUGUUCAAAUUACAAGCAAGAUAUGUCGUUGAGAGGAUGGAUGAGGAUCUUUGGGCUAAAGUUCUUGACCCUGAGAAUGAAUUUAGAAGACAACUUAUCGAUCAAGUGGUUUCUACUGCCUUGCCUGAAAGCAAGAGCCCAGAACAAGUUUCUGCGGCUGUUAAGGCUUUCAUGACUGCUGAUUUGCCCCAUGAAUUAAUUGAGCUUCUUGAAAAGAUUGUGCUUCAAAACUCUGCCUUCAGUGGCAACUUUAAUCUGCAAAAUCUACUCAUUUUGACAGCCAUCAAGGCAGAUCCGUCCAGAGUAAUGGAUUAUAUUAAUAGGCUAGACAAUUUCGAUGGACCUGCAGUUGGGGAAGUAGCUGUGGAAGCCCAACUGUAUGAGGAAGCAUUUGCAAUUUUCAAGAAGUUCAACUUGAAUGUCCAAGCUGUCAAUGUCUUGCUGGAUAAUAUCCGAAGCAUUGAUAGGGCUGUAGAAUUUGCAUUCCGUGUUGAAGAGGAUGCUGUUUGGAGUCAGGUUGGAAAGGCUCAACUCCGGGAGGGACUUGUGAGUGAUGCGAUUGAGUCAUUUAUUAGGGCGGAUGAUGCCACACAAUUCUUGGAUGUUAUUCGAGCUUCUGAAGAAGCGGAUGUUUACCAUGACUUGGUGAGAUACCUUCUGAUGGUUAGGCAGAAGACAAAAGAGCCGAAGGUGGACAGUGAGCUCAUUUAUGCAUAUGCCAAGAUUGAUAGGCUGGCUGACAUUGAAGAGUUCAUUCUUAUGCCAAAUGUUGCCAAUCUUCAAAAUGUUGGUGAUCGCCUAUAUGAUGAGACCCUCUAUGAGGCUGCAAAAAUAAUUUAUGCUUUUAUAUCCAACUGGGCCAAGUUGGCUGUCACACUUGUCAAGCUCAAACAAUUCCAAGGUGCUGUUGAUGCAGCACGAAAAGCCAAUAGUGCAAAGACAUGGAAGGAAGUUUGCUUUGCUUGUGUUGAUGCUGAGGAGUUCCGCUUAGCUCAAAUUUGUGGUCUCAACAUCAUUAUACAGGUGGAUGAUUUGGAAGAGGUCAGUGAAUUCUACCAGAAUAGAGGGUGCUUCAAUGAGCUAAUAUCUCUAAUGGAAAGUGGUCUUGGCUUAGAACGUGCACACAUGGGAAUCUUUACUGAAUUGGGGGUUCUGUAUGCUAGAUACCGUCCUGAGAAACUUAUGGAGCACAUCAAACUGUUCUCAACUCGUUUAAAUAUUCCCAAGCUCAUUCGAGCUUGUGAUGAGCAGCAGCAUUGGAAGGAGCUAACCUAUCUAUAUAUUCAAUAUGAUGAGUUUGAUAAUGCUGCAACAACCAUCAUGAAUCAUUCCCCUGAAGCCUGGGAUCACAUGCAGUUCAAAGAUGUGGCAGUUAAAGUUGCAAAUGUGGAGCUAUAUUAUAAGGCUGUGCACUUUUACUUGCAAGAGCAUCCAGAUCUCAUUAAUGAUAUUCUAAAUGUGCUUGCUCUCCGUGUAGAUCAUACUCGUGUGGUGGACAUUAUGCGAAAGGCUGGGCACCUACUCCUUGUGAAGCCAUACAUGGUUGCUGUUCAGAGCAACAAUGUCUCAGCUGUGAAUGAGGCUUUGAAUGAGAUAUAUGUUGAAGAGGAAGACUAUGAAAGAUUGCGUGAAUCAAUUGAUUUACAUGACAGCUUUGAUCAAAUAGGUCUUGCUCAGAAGAUUGAAAAACACGAGCUUCUGGAAAUGAGGCGCGUUGCUGCUUAUAUUUACAAGAAAGCUGGAAGGUGGAAGCAGUCCAUUGCAUUAUCAAAGAAAGACAAACUUUACAAAGAUGCCAUGGAGACAGCCUCACAGUCUGGUGACCGCGAACUUGCGGAGGAAUUGCUUGUUUACUUCAUUGAACAGGGAAAGAAAGAAUGCUUUGCGUCAUGCCUCUUCGUCUGUUACGAUUUGAUUAGGCCGGAUACUGCCCUUGAACUUGCUUGGAUGAACAAUAUGAUAGACUUUGCCUUCCCAUAUCUGUUGCAGUUCAUCCGUGAAUACACCGGUAAAGUCGAUGAAUUGGUGAAGGACAGAAUUGAAGCCCAGAAUGAGGUCAAGGAGAAGGAGAAGGAAGAGAAAGAAGUUAUAGCACAGCAGAACAUGUAUGCACAGUUGUUGCCUCUUGCUUUGCCUGCUCCACCAAUGCCUGGUAUGGGAGGAGGGUAUGGUCCUCCGCCUCCAAUGGGAGGAAUGGGGAUGCCUCCGAUGCCACCUUAUGGCAUGCCACCAAUGGGCAGUAGCUACUGA